GUAAAUGAAACGCUAAACAUGGCGGAUUGUUAGUGUAAACUUGGGAACCCACAAUGAAUAUUAUUGUGCUUUUUUCUUGAAUUUUCGUUUAUAUUGUGUAAAGGAAUAGCAUCAAAUAUACGCAAGAUGACUUCAUCAGCGAGUUUGCUAAAUAUUUCAUUGAUUAUUUUAUCAGUUGUUACCUGCCUAGCUUCUACCCAAAUGACUGUGAGCACUGUGGUGUCUGACGCUGAACUUGGACAGUGGUUUACCGUUCAGUGUCAGGUGUCUGGCAGCCUGGGGUUGGUUGUUAUCAUUCAAAUCUCAAAGGACAUCGGUUCAAACAAAACAACGCUGGUGAACCACAUCAUAAAUGGUAAUAUUACUACUGAUAAACCACCCACUCGUAUAUCUUACAACAGCGACACCUACACAGUGAAUAUUUCAAACGCCAAUUGCCAAGAUGAAAUUGUUGGUGCUGAACGAGUGAAGUACGUCUGUGAUUUGACGUAUGUCACAACCGCCACGGCCACGGCAACCAGCAGUAAGGAGGUUACCAUCAAAGCCCGCCCCCAAGAGCCAUCAAUCCUCAGCACAAGCCCGGCCUCGCUGCUGUCUGACAAGUUUGUAGUAGAGGGGACAGAGGUCAAGGUCACGUGCAGCGCCAAUGUGGGCAGAGAGACGAAAGGCAGCAUCGUGUGGCGCAUUUACCGCAAUAAUACUCCCGAGUUCGUAUCUGAUGCCCGCGUGAAAUCAGUUGAGCGGACUGGCAGUCCCAGCUGCACCAGAGUGAUGGACAGCACACUGACCGUCGCCUCGGUCAGCCGGUCAGACCAGGACCUUGCCAUUGCCUGCUUUGUGGUCAACAGCGACUUCAACGCGGUCGCGCCAGAAUUGUGCUCCGACCCUGCGGCAGCUUUGUGUCAGCUCACGGAAACUAUCAGGGUGCAUUAUCCUGUGAAGGAGGCCUUCAUCACCGGGGACAACUCCGCCACGGAGGAAGGCAGCGUGACCUUGACCUGUUACGGCUCCGCUGUGCCAGAUGCGACCUAUGUGUGGUUCAAAAGUGGAGACGAGAACCGUACCUUGUCGGAAUCGAACAUUUUGACUCUGACCAACUUGAGCAUCGCGGAAGACGCUGGAGAAUAUAACUGCACGGCAUCCAACAACGUUUCCGGAACUAUCUACUCCGCGUCUCAGAGCUUCAAACUGACCAUAGAUACCUCGGGCGAUGACCAGACCAUCAUCAUUGCGGUGUGUGUGAGCGUGGUCAUCCUCAUCAUCCUCGCCAUCAUCAUCGGCAUCAUCUGCUGGAAGCGGCGGAAACCCAGGAAGGAAAUUGAAGAGCCAUCGGAGAAACCGUACAACAACAGGCCCAACCUGAGCUUUCAGAACCCCCAGCCUGACCUGGUGGCCGACGAGAAGAAGUUUAACAACCCGAGUCUCAACAACUCGUUUGACCAGAAGAACGAGGAUGGUCUCAUGUAUGCUGACUUGACCUACGACAAUCGUCCACGCAGCCGCAAGCCCAUGGCGCUGGGAGACGCCAUGUCGGAUUAUUCUGAUGUCCAGAUGCCUGAAGUAUAGUACAGCUCCCUCUCACACACACACAUACACACACACACGCUCAAACGCACUCAAACACGUGCACUUUUUGCAAAGGUAGACACACGCAUACACUAAAACACAUGGGCCUUUGCUCACAUGCACAUGCACACAUGAGCCUUUGCUCUCUCACACACACACACACACAC
Molecule: messenger RNA, 1733 nt
Organism: Aplysia californica (California sea hare)
Lineage: Eukaryota; Metazoa; Mollusca; Gastropoda; Aplysiida; Aplysiidae
Biological process (GO): cell-cell adhesion
Cellular component (GO): cell-cell junction
Molecular function (GO): cell adhesion molecule binding
Source: RefSeq, a predicted model, not a curated record